Molecule: messenger RNA, 622 nt
Organism: Spirodela intermedia
Lineage: Eukaryota; Viridiplantae; Streptophyta; Magnoliopsida; Alismatales; Araceae
Source: the annotation of a GenBank genome assembly
AUGAAAAAGGAAAAAAGGGUGCGGACGUCAAGAUGAUGUCAACACUUGGCGAUUCUUAUGUAAGCGAUUACAGAUGAUUUAAUUGAUCAAAUUAAGAUCUGUAAAAACCAGAAGAAUCGUAAUAGAACAAAGUAUAUUUUGGUAAAUUAAAAACACACAAAUUAUCACUAAAUGAAGUGUAAAGUAAAUUGAAAGCAGGAAAACAGAGUUCCAACAUCGCGACGGCGAUGCAUCAGUGAUGUACCAAAAUCCUGAGCAUUCGGGAGGAUCGUCAUGUAGUGUCCACAGCCUCGAAGGCUUUCCUUAGACAAAGACGACGUGGGCAAUCUCUAGAUCUUCUCGCGAAGUCUAGAGAUCAAUGAAGUGGGUCGUCGAAUCAUCUUCGGCGGCUGUCACCUAGCGGAGCAGAAAAACGGUGACUUUGCGGCUCUCCGGCAGUUGUCACCCGAUGGAGAGAAGUUGGAUGGAGGUGAGGUGCGUGUCAAGGAGCUUCAUCCUCAGGUCUGCGCAACAAGAAGAGGCUCUUCAUCACAUUUGGUACGCUCUCAGGAGGUGGCGACUCGUCUCCCGAUGGAUCAUCCUCUUCUCGACGAUGGCUUGUUCGUCGAUCAAUCAGAGAUGA